Erythranthe guttata (spotted monkey flower) is the source of this 2047-nucleotide messenger RNA. RefSeq names its product AFG1-like ATPase family protein. Lineage: Eukaryota; Viridiplantae; Streptophyta; Magnoliopsida; Lamiales; Phrymaceae. The record is from RefSeq and is a predicted model, not a curated record. Gene Ontology annotation, cellular component: cytoplasm; mitochondrion. Gene Ontology annotation, molecular function: ATP binding; ATP hydrolysis activity.
UCUCAACACACUAGAGAUCAAAAACAAAAAAAACCAAGAGGAUAAAGCAGAAUCCGACAAAGGAAUAUGAAAAAAUUAUUGUUUCUUCUGUCGUCUAGAUUCUCCGACCGGCCCUCUAAAUUUCGCGCUACCAAUUUUCGGCUGUUCUGUGAUCGUCCACAUUCUUCCUUCUCCAGGCGUCCUGGGCCGGUUACUUAUUACAAGAGUCUCGUAAAUCAAGGGAAGUUGAAACAUGAUCCUUACCAAGAAAAGGUUGCUUUUGAACUGGACAAUUUGCUUGGAAGACUGGACCAAUACGAGAAAGAUAUGGAGGAAUACCAUACGAAGCUUGCUAAAUGGGAAGAGAGUCGGGAAAAUGAGAGAAGACGGCUUUUGAUGAAGGAAGCCAAUGCAAAACAGCAGGGAGAUGCUUCUUCUAUAAACAAGCGUCGGAAUUUUAUCCAAACAUGGAUGUCAUCACACAAAAAAGUCGAUGGUGCUGAACAAGGCGUAGGAAAAUGGGUGUCGUAUCUCAACAGAGAAAAGAAACUAGAUUCUAUGGUGGGCCAGCGUCCGGUUGCUCCCCCAGCUCCUAAAGGACUAUACAUUUACGGAAAUGUCGGAAGUGGAAAGACAAUGCUCAUGGAUAUGUUUUAUAGUGCCACAGAAGGAAUUGUUCAACAUCGAAGAAGGCUUCAUUUUCACGAGGCUAUGCUUCAAAUACACGAUCUGAUGCAUAAAGUGUGGAAGAAUAAAGAAAUGGAAAAUUCUCUUCAGUCCAGCAUUUCGAACUGGGUUAAGCAUCUUCCGUUUGAUACGAGAGUUAAGGAAUGGCUAGUUGAAGAAGAAAGAUAUAAGCAAGAGAUGAAGAUUAAGAAUAUUCUUCCAGCUGUUGCAGACAAAUUUCUUGUCGAUGGACAAGGGCGUCGAACAGGAGCUAGUAUUCUUUGCUUUGAUGAAAUUCAGACAGUUGAUGUAUUUGCUAUAGUGGCAUUAUCGGGAAUUUUAAGCAGAUUAUUGAGCACUGGAACUGUUCUUGUGGCUACUAGUAAUCGUGCACCGAAUGAAUUAAAUCAGGAUGGGAUGCAAAAGGAGAUAUUCCAACAGUUCCUCACGAAAUUGGAGGAGCACUGUGAAAAUGUUCCGAUUGGAAGUGAAAUUGAUUACCGUCGUCAAAUAGCAAAGAGUUCAAUUGAUCAGAGUCAUUACUUUUGGCCUCUCGAUAGCACCGUAAUAAAGGAAUAUGAAGAUACAUGGAACAAAAUUGUGGAACAUUCCGGAGGGAAGGUCACUUCUCAGACUCUUCCGGUUAUGUUUGGAAGAACAUUGGAAGUCUUCGAGAGCUGCAAUGGGGUGGCGAGGUUCACGUUUGAAUAUCUAUGUGGUCAGCCAAUUGGAGCAGCCGAUUAUAUUGCCGUUGCUAAAACUUAUCACACGGUCUUCAUAACAGAUAUUCCUGUUAUGAGUAUGCGUAUUCGAGACAAGGCAAGAAGAUUUAUUACGCUGGUCGACGAAUUGUACAAUCACCACUGCAGUCUGUACUGUUGUGCUGCUGCUCCUAUUGACGAUUUAUUUCAAGGAACCGAAGAGGGAACAUUGUUUGAUUUAGAGAGCUUCCAGUUCGAGACAGAAACAGAAGACACUAAGCUCAGACGGGAUGUUUUGGCAGAAGCCAACACGACGACUAGUUCUCGAGAAAACACCACAGGAAUUAUUUCCCUUCUUUCUGGUCAAGAGGAAAUGUUUGCUUUUCAAAGAGCUGUUUCUCGGUUAAUUGAAAUGCAGACGUCGUUUUACCUUGAAGGGGUUCGUCAAAUUCAUCCUUAUUUCCAGGAAAAGCAAAGUGCUGGUUCAUUUGAGAUUAAAGUAACUGGCUAACACCAUUCUUUCUUAGGGUAAUUUGUUGUUGGGAGAUUAGAGAAUGUAGUUCUCUGCAUAAAGGACAAAAAUCAAUUUACUUUAAUAAUUUAUCAUUACUCAAAGGUUAUUUGGUAUACACAUUGCAGAUUGAUAUAAGAUAAUUGAAACAAAGUGUUCCUAAAACCAUUGUUGUUGUGUAUGGUUGAAA